GCAGCCAGCAGCCAACAGCUUUGUGCUGCUUUCUCCUGCUGCUCCAGGCCUGGAAGUCAGAAACCAACCCCUACCCAGCUGCUGCUACUGGUGGCGCCCCAGGGUUUAGUAACUCACCCCUGGAGCCAGGAGCGCGUCGGGCUCGGAGCUGCCGCGGCGUGUGGAGGGAGCUGCGUGCGGGAAACGUGCUGCAGGGACUUUGAGGCCGGUGUGAGGCGGGAGAUGGAGCCCGACAACGCGCAAACCACAAAUCAGACACAAACAGAAUCUUUGUCUCCAUCCCCCAACACUGUGUCACCUGUGCCUUUAAAUAACCCAACGAGUGCCCCAAGAUUUGGAACAGUUAUUCCUAAUCGCAUCUUUGUAGGAGGAAUCGAUUUUAAGCACAGUACUGUAGGUAACAAACAUCUCCAUAUAUUAACUAACGAAAAUGACCUAAGGAAGUUUUUUGCCCAGUAUGGGUGUGUGAAAGAAGUGAAGAUAGUAAAUGACAGAGCUGGAGUAUCAAAGGGUGCACCCCUUGGUAACACGCAGAAUUCCUUCCCUGAACUGAUCCAUAAGGCAUUUCCUCUAUCCUCCAAAUCUCUGCUUCAGUUCUACUUCAGCCUUGAUACCUAAAAGAAGCUAGCUGACUAAUAUUAAUAGGUGGAGGGGUAGCUGAAGAGUAUAUAUUUUGCUUACCUGCUUUAAUCCAUUCCUCUCCCUCAAAGUUUUUAUGUUGCUUUUUUUCUUAGACUGGAAGCUCUUUAUGGCAGGGACUGUAUCUUCCUUGGUGUGUAAUCAUCACCUAGCACAUUAAUGUUACCAGAAUGCCAAUAAUAAAUAACAAACAUGAAAUGUGGAUGAGGAAAGUUUGCUGUAGAAACCUUACAUUUUGAAUUAACUUACUUAUCUGUUUUAAGCCGGUAGGUUGAUUUAGCAGCAAUAAAACUGCUAUAACAAACAA
Molecule: messenger RNA, 946 nt
Organism: Chrysemys picta bellii (western painted turtle)
Lineage: Eukaryota; Metazoa; Chordata; Testudines; Emydidae
Source: RefSeq, a predicted model, not a curated record